AUUUUUGCAAGGUUGUCUGGAAGCCUGUAAACCGUAUGCUUACAGUCAUUUUGUACUUCAGUGUGGUACAACAGAAUUGUUAGAUAAGUAUCAAACAAGAUCACUCUGUAUCUUGAAAACAAGUUGACAACUGGCAUACCGUCAGCAGGUUCCAUGCACAGGGGGGUGCGUUGGGUGCUGUGGGAUGUGAAGGACACCCUCUUGCGAGUUCGCAGAUCAGUGGGGGAGCAGUACUGCAGGGAGGCGAGGCGGGCAGGGCUCACUCUUCCUGCUGCUGAGGUGGAGGCAGCCUUCCGUCGUGCUUACCGCCAGCACUCCAGCCUGCACCCAAACUAUGGAGUGGACCAGGGAAUGGGGGGACAGGCCUGGUGGGCAGGGGUGGUGUACGACACCUUCUCGCAGUGUGGCGUGAGGGACCAAGCCCUGUUGCACAGGCUGGCAGAAAAUCUCUACCAUGGUUUCAGUGGCCCUGAGAACUGGGAGGUGUUCCCAGACUCAAAGCCAGCCCUCCAGGACUGUGUGUCCUUAGGCAUGCAGCUCGGGGUGGUGUCAAACUUCGACAACCGCUUGGAGGGGAUUUUGCAUGGCUGUGGGCUUUUGUCCCAUUUCCGCUUCCUGUUGACCUCUGAGAGGGCUGGAGUGGCCAAGCCUGACCCAGAAAUAUUCCAGCAAGCAUUAAAGCUGUGUGGGGUGCCACCCACAAGCGUUGCACACAUCGGGGAUGACUAUGUCAAAGAUUACCUCACUGCUCGCUCCUUGGGCAUUCAUGGCUACCUGCUUGACCGGAGAGGUGGAGAUGGCCGGCCAGAGGUUCCCCCUCAGCAUAGACUGCGCUCCCUGGAUGAACUACUCACACGACUUAAGGAAGAUGUGCAUUGAUGCACAUCACAUCAAUUUUACUAAUGUGCACUCAGAUUUCCAGGGCCCCUACAAAGAACCUGAAGGCCCCAAGUUCAACAAAUCUUUGGUGCAAUGGCAUUGCCCACUUAAAAAAAAGUAUUGAGGCAUUUACUUAUUUCUAGGGAACAUUAUAACAGGAUAAAGCCUGCAUAAGUGAAAUCACUACUUAUUUUAAAUACUGUAUGAUUAAGAGAGAAGACUUAUUUGAGCUUGAAAAACGUGUGCAUAAAUACAAAAUAAGGGUUUUUUAAAUAG
Megalops cyprinoides (Indo-Pacific tarpon) is the source of this 1155-nucleotide messenger RNA. RefSeq names its product haloacid dehalogenase-like hydrolase domain containing 3 (gene hdhd3). Lineage: Eukaryota; Metazoa; Chordata; Actinopteri; Elopiformes; Megalopidae. The record is from RefSeq and is a predicted model, not a curated record. The transcript is spliced from 3 exons. The coding region runs from base 154 to 879 and encodes 241 amino acids.